CAAAGGACAAGGAUUGGGAGCCCCAGCCGCCUGCAAGGAGGCGUUCUAGCAUUUACUCUAUGGUAUCACUUAGGGGAGAGUGAGAGUCGGAGGUAUAGGCCGCUAGUCGCUGGAGGACCAGAGCUUCCUCCGUGGGGUGAGAGGAGAUAAAAUGGCCGCCGAGAGGCCACCCGGGCCUGUCUCCCAUCGCCGCGUUCCCAUUCUGUUGCGGACGGGCAGGUGAAGAGAGGCCCGGAGGGCUGGUGCGGUGACCCGGUUGGGAAGGUGGAAAGGACCAUGGGUUCCCAGACACUGCAAAUCCUCCGGCAGGGAGUCUGGGCUUCCAUCACCGGAGGCUGGUACUACGACCCCCACCAGAGUACCUUUGUCAAUACCCUACACCUCUACAUCUGGCUCUUCCUCCUCUGCUUCCCCUUCACCCUCUACAUGGCACUACCCACAUCUUUGGUGAUUGUUGCUGUGUACUGCCCAGUCGUUGCAGCUGUUUUUAUUGUUUUGAAGCUUGUUAACUACCGUCUGCACAGGGCAUUGGAUGAAGGAGAAAUUGUGGAGAGGAGUGCUAGUGAGUUGACUGAGAGGGUGGCAAAGGCAGAACACAGUGACAGCUCUGCAAGAAGAGAGGACAGCAAUGGACCUGGUGAUCCAGGUGGAGGGAUUGAAAUGUCUGAAUUUGUUCGAGAAGCAACUCCUCCAGUUGGAUGCAGUUCACGUAAUUCCUACUCUGGGUUGGACCCAAGCAAUCAGGUUGGUGUGUCUCGUUAUGGAGGUGCAUCUGGAAGCAAAGGGGAUACAGAUGCUGCAAAGACAUCAGAUGAUAUCAGUCUGAGUCUUGGCCAGAGUUACAGUUUGUGCAAAGAAGCAAGUGAAGACCAAGAUUUGACUGUGGAUCAGAAGCUUUUCCGUCUCGUCUCCAAUGACUCCUUUGUCUCCAUGCAGCCAUCUAUAUCCUCGGGUGGAAAAGACUUAACUAGAGACUUCAGUGACAAAGGAUCAAUCCCAACACACAGUCAUCAUCACCAUGUGGAUCUGUCUCUGUCUAAUGCUUGUGACACAGAAUUGGCCUCACUUGUUCCAUUGCAUUCACAUUCGUACAGGAAAGAUCAUCGACCAAGAGGUGUCCCAAGGACUUCAAGUUCUGCUGUUGCUUUCCCAGACACUUCUCUCACUGACUUUUCACUCUAUCAACCAAGGCGCGGGCUGGAUCCUGUUAGUGAACUUGAAGCUUCCAAACCACAUUCUGGGUCCAAAGAUUCACUAGUAGAUAAUGCUUGUGCUUCAGGGAUUUUUCAAUUAGACUGUCUAAAAAGCAAAGGAGCCCAGCAGCUUUCAAGAAGUGGUAGUGUUAAACACAUGAAGACUGACAAAAGCAUGGAUAGUUUAAGAAGCCUCAGCACGAGAAGCAGUGGAUCCACAGAAAGUUAUUGUAGUGGAACAGAUCGGGACACAAAUAGCACUGUUAGCAGCUACAAAAGUGAACAGACCAGUUCAACUCAUGUUGAAAGUAUUUUAUCUGAGCAUGAGGAUGUUACUGCUGCAAAGAGAGUCCAUUGUAGUGACCUGGAGGAAGAACAUAGCUCUGCUACUGAUAAAAGGACUAGUAGUAUAAGAACUGCUUUAGAAAGAAACACUGCUCAGGAAGCCAAGGAUGCCAACACAUCUGAUGAUGUACAAAGUCCAAGGGGUCUUAGCUCAUCAGCAUCAGAGGAAGCUAAUAAGAAUCCACACGCAAAUGAGUUAACUGUACAAACAGACUGGCUUCCAGGUAAACUGUCAGUGAACAUUGAUGAACCUGGGGAGAAACCAGUCAUUUUAGUUGACUUGAGAUCUUUGGAAGAAACGGGUAUUAAGCAGAGAGACAAUGACGUACGACCCAAAUCAUCUAGUUUAAUACAUCGAACAUCCUCUGCUCAUAAAUCAUGCAGGAGACGGACAGGUAAAAAAAGAGCCAGCAGUUUUGAUGCAAGUAGACACAAAGAAUAUGUUUCCUUUCAAGGUAUAGCUGAUACCAAACCUCACAGUACUGGCUUUUGUCAUGAUGAAGAUUCUAGCGACCAAAGCGACUUGAGCAGGACCUCAAGCGUUCAGUCGGCCCACCGUUUCAGCAGCGAUAGCUCUUCCAGCACUACUUCCCAUUCAUGCCAGUCUCCUGAAGCAAGAUACAGUGCCCUAAGGACAAAAUAUCGAAUAAAAGAAAGAGGCACAGAUUCACAUCACACACACCUAAAUUGUGAAGGAACUAGUAAAAAGCGGUCCAACCGCAGGACUUCUAGUGCAAGUGGUACAAAAAGCCGAGCUAGAGUAUUAAGUCUGGACAGUGGCACUGUAGUUAGUUUGAGUGAUGCCAACAGACUGGCCGCUCCUGAAAAUAUAAAAACCUUAACCACUUCAAAAUCAGAUCUAGAAGCCAAAGAAGGCGAAGUGCUAGAUCAGAUGUCUCUGUUGGGGCGAGCUUCACAGUUAGAAUCUGUAACACGGUCAAGAAAUAGUUUGCCCAGCCAGGUUACUUUCCAAGAUGUUGGAGAGCGAGACGCAUCUGUUGGAGCACACGCCAGUGAGGAGACAGUAACAUUUCGCCGCGAACGCAGCACAUUUAGGCGCCAAGCGGUUCGGCGCAGACACAAUGCAGGGAGUAAUCCCACCCCUCCUGCGUCACUCAUCGGAUCACCUCUGAGCCUUCAAGAUGGUCAUCAAGGCCAGCAGUCAUCAACCCAGGUCAAAGUACAGUCCCGCCCCCCUUCCCAGGCUGCAGUGCUCAGCGCUAGCGCCUCCUUGCUGGUGAGAAAUGGGAGUGUCCACUUAGAAGCGUCUCAUGACAAUGCAUCUGCCGUAGGCAGUAGCAGUUUGCACGAUGAACUUGGUAUGCAGGCCUUAUGUAACCUUGGUGACAUGGAAGUUUUAAUGCAGCACAUUUUGGGUAAAUUUACCCCAUCUCUAUAUGAGACUGGAGGUUGUGACAUGUCACUUGUAAACUUUGAGCCAGCUGCAAGAAGGACGUCUAAUAAUCUUUGUGACACAGAUUCCCAUGUAUCAAGUUCUACCUCAGUUCGAUUCUACCCACAUGAUCUACUCUCUCUUCCCCAGAUCCGAUUAAACAGGCUGCUAACCAUAGAUACAGAUCUGUUAGAGCAGCAGGAUAUUGAUCUAAGCCCUGACCUGCAGGACCAGAUGCAACCACAGGAACAGGCUGCCCAAAAAGUAAAACACUACUACCGGUUUUGGAUUCUCCCAAAGCUGUGGGUCGGCAUCAACUUUGACAGGCUUACACUCUUAGCCUUGUUCGAUAGGAACCGCGAGGUCCUAGAAAAUGUGCUGUCUGUCAUUCUCGCCAUUCUAGUUGCCUUUUUGGGCUCUGUUCUUCUCAUAGAAGGCUUCUUUAAAGAUAUCUGGGUCUUCCAGUUUUGUCUUGUUAUAGCCAGCUGUCAAUACUCUCUCCUUAAGAGUGUUCAACCAGAUUCUUCUUCCCCAAGACAUGGCCAUAAUCGUAUCAUUGCCUAUAGUAGGCCCGUUUACUUCUGUGCCUGUUGCGGCCUUAUUUGGUUAUUGGAUUAUGGAAGCAAAAACAUGUCUACCACCAAAUACAAACUAUAUGGAAUGGCCUUCACCAAUCCUCUGCUUCUAGUGUCAGCCAGGGACUUAGUCAUUGUCUUCACACUCUGUUUCCCAGUCGUGUUCUUUAUUGGUCUCCUGCCUCAGGUGAACACAUUCGUCAUGUACCUGUGUGAGCAAGUAGAUAUACAUGUGUUUGGUGGAAAUGCUACCACCAGCUUGCUUGCAGCAAUUUACAGCUUUAUCCGUAGCAUUGUGGCCAUAGCUUUACUCUACGGGCUGUGUUACGGUGCUCUUAAGGAUCCAUGGGAUGCACAACACAUUCCUGUAUUAUUCUCUAUUUUCUGUGGUGUUCUUGUGGCAGUUUCAUACCAUCUCAGCCGACAGAGCAGCGAUCCCUCUGUCCUCAUCUCACUGGUGCAAUCAAAGAUUUUUCCAAACAGCGAGGAUACAAAUCCUGAAGACCCACUAUCAGAAGUGAAAGACCCUCUUCCAGAAAAACUGAGAAGCUCUGUUAAUGAACGACUUCAGUCAGACGUAGUAGUCUGUGUCGUUAUUGCAGUGUUGUACUUUGCAAUUCAUGUCAGCACCGUAUUUACUGCAUUACAGCCGGUUCUGAGCUACGUACUCUAUGCACUAGUUGGUUCUGUUGGACUCCUUACUCACUACAUUCUACCACAAGUACGGAAACAGCUUCCUUGGCACUGCUUCUCCCACCCGCUGCUGAAAACUAAGGAAUAUUACCAAUUUGAAGUUCGAAAUGCUGCUCAUCUGAUGUGGUUUGAGAAGGCUCACAUCUGGCUGCUUUUUAUCGAGAAGAACAUUAUUUAUCCUCUUAUAGUUCUCAAUGAGCUUAGCAUUGGUGCUAAGGAUAUCGUCAGCCCGAAAAAGCUGGAUGCAGAAGUUGGUGCAUUGUUGAUCACCAUUGCCGGAAUGAAGCUGCUGAGGUCGUCAUUUAGCAGUCCCACCUGCCAGUAUGCCACUGUCAUUUUCACUGUCCUCUUCUUUACUUUUGACUACAAGGAGUAUACAGAAAAACUGCUGCUAGAUCUGUUCUUUAUGUCAAUCCUCUUUAGCAAGCUCUGGGAACUGUUUUUCAAACUGCGCUUUGUCUACACCUAUAUUGCCCCUUGGCAGAUCACGUGGGGAUCAGCAUUCCAUGCUUUCGCACAGCCAUUUGCUGUACCUCAUUCUGCAAUGCUGUUUGUACAGGCAAUUGUUUCUGCACUGUUCUCCACUCCCCUGAACCCUUUCUUAGGGAGUGCAAUCUUUAUUACAUCAUAUGUACGCCCUGUCAAGUUUUGGGAGAGAGACUACAAUACAAAGAGAGUUGACCACUCAAACACAAGAUUAGCCUCUCAGCUUGACAGAAAUCCAGGUUCAGAUGACAACAACUUGAAUUCCAUAUUUUAUGAGCAUCUCACACGCUCCCUUCAGCAUAGUCUGUGUGGUGAUCUGUUGCUUGGCCGCUGGGGAAAUUACAAUACUGGGGAUUGCUUUAUUCUGGCCUCAGAUUAUCUAAACGCCUUGGUGCACCUUAUCGAAAUAGGCAAUGGUCUGGUCACCUUCCAGCUAAGAGGACUAGAGUUCAGAGGUACCUACUGCCAGCAGCGUGAAGUUGAAGCAAUCACUGAGGGUGUAGAGGAAGAUGAAGGCUUUUGCUGUUGCGAACCUGGACAUAUUCCUCAUAUGCUGUCUUUCAAUGCUGCCUUUGGGCAGCGCUGGCUGGCAUGGGAAGUCUUGGUUACAAAGUAUGUUCUGGAAGGUUACAGCAUCACAGACAACAGUGCAGCCUCUAUGCUUCAAGUGUUUGACCUUCGCAGGAUCCUCACUACCUAUUAUGUUAAGGGCAUUAUAUACUAUGUGACAGCAUCUGCAAAACUGGAGGAGUGGUUAGCAAAUGAGACAAUGCAGGAAGGUCUUCGCCAGUGUUCUGAUCAUUGUUAUGUUGAUGUAGAUCCAACUUUCAACCCAAAUAUUGAUGAAGACUAUGACCUUCGCUUAGCAGGCAUUUCACGGGAGAGCUUCUGUGCAAGCUAUCUUAACUGGAUUAAGUACUGUUCCUCUAGAAGGGAGAAGCCUCUUGAUGCUGAAAAGGAUUCACCUUUGGUAACACUUUGUUAUGGGCUCUGUAUUUUGGGGAGAAGGGCACUUGGUACAGCUUCUCAUCACAUGUCCAGCAAUUUGGAGUCCUUUCUAUAUGGUUUACAUGCCUUGUUUAAAGGAGAUUUCCGCAUAUCAUCUCUCCGUGAUGAGUGGAUUUUUGCUGAUAUGGAGCUUUUAAGAAAAGUAGUAGUUCCUGGCAUACGUAUGUCACUAAAACUUCAUCAGGACCACUUUACAUCUCCAGAUGAGUAUGAUGAUCCUGCAGUUUUGUAUGAAGCCAUUACAUCACAUGAGCAGAACCUUGUUAUUGCGCAUGAGGGAGAUCCAGCGUGGAGGAGUGCUGUUCUUUCUAACUCACCUUCUCUUCUCGCGCUGCGUCAUGUGAUGGAUGAUGGAACCAACGAAUACAAGAUCAUAAUGUUAAAUAAACGUUAUCUUAGUUUUAGAGUCAUUAAGGUAAACAAGGAGUGUGUGCGGGGCUUAUGGGCUGGUCAGCAGCAAGAAUUGGUCUUUCUUCGUAAUCGGAACCCUGAAAGAGGCAGCAUCCAAAAUGCAAAGCAGGCUCUCAGGAAUAUGAUCAAUUCAUCAUGUGACCAACCUAUUGGAUACCCAAUUUAUGUUUCUCCACUGACAACCUCUUAUUCAGACAGCCAUGAUCAGCUUAAACAGAUAUUUGGUGGGCCAAUUAGCUUGGCCAAUAUCCGGAACUUCAUUGUAUCUACAUGGCACAGAUUAAGAAAAGGUUGCGGUGCAGGAUGCAAUAGUGGUGGAAAUAUUGAGGACUCUGACACUGGAGGCGGGACCUCCAUUAAUAGCAACAAUCCACCAAAUGCAAAUGAAACUCAGAGCAGUCUGUCACAAGUUGGUGUCCCAGGUGGAACAGGGCAUGUGCCGAAUGCACGGCUCCAGCCUCCGGGGAUGCCUCAUCCAUCAACACUAGGAACCAGUCACAGUUCUCACUCCAUGCAGUCAAGCCUUGUCAGACAUUCCCCAGCUCGUGGAUCAGUAGCAAGUCAAUCAUCUUACUGCUACAACAGCCGUCACUCAUCACUUAGAACAUCCACAACAGGAUUUGUGCCUUGUAGGCGCUCCUCUACCAGCCAGAUAUCUCUUCGCAAUCUCCCCUCAUCCAUUCAGUCCCGUCUUUCCAUGGUGAACCAAACAGACCCCACAGGACAGUCAGUUUUGGUUGGCCUUCCUUCCUCCAGCAGCUCAAGCCAGAGCAUCCCUGCAUGCAAAAGACACACCUUAGUGGGCUUUUUAGGAACAGAAGGAGGCAAUAACCUCACUGAAACGCAAUCCUGUGGCAAUUCUAGUCCAGCAACCCAUUCAAGAGCCAAAAAGGAAGAGGUUGUUUACAGAGUCCAGAUUGUGGAUCCAAGCCAAGUGCUUGAAGGCGUGAAUAUAUCCAAAAGAAAGGAGCUGCAGUGGCCAGAUGAGCUGGUGCGGCUAAAAGCCGGCAAGAACAGCUGGAAAGACUGGAGCCCUCAGGAAGGCAUGGAAGGCCAUGUAAUUCACCGCUGGGUGCCUUGCAGCAGAGACCCUUGUAAUAGGUCCCACAUUGACAAAACAAUCCUGCUGAUUAAGAUUGAGGACAAAUAUGUUGCUGUGAUUGAAACUGGUGUGCUUGAACUCGGAGCUGAAGUAUGAGGCUGCCUUUCACCCAUCUUUCAAGGAUUCAGAGAGAACUGAACUGUUACAGAACUCCAGAAGGAUACAAGGGCUUUUGAUUAAGCCCAGUCAAUGUAAAGUUAUUUUUUCUGUGGAUGUUCAAAACAAAAACAAAAAAAACAAAAAAACGGUUAUAAGACCAUUAUCUUAUAUGUGAAAAACAAAAAAAGUGAAAAAGAUAUAAUGCUAUGCAUUUCAUAUGCUUUAAGUCAAAAACAUAUUGUACUUCUCUGUUCAAAAUAUGAUCUUCAUAUUUUUCUAAUUUAUUUGCCAAAAAAAAUUGCCAUGUUCUCAUACUGUAGCAUGUCUCUUCCCCCCCCCCCUCGCCCUAACUUCACCUGUACAGAUAGGUUCCGUUCUUUUGAGAGCAGUAAAUGUUUUAUACACCGUAAGAAGGCUGCAAACUCGCUGAGACAUUUUUUGUGGUGAAGACUUUUGAGGAAACUGCACUAAAAUCAUUUUUUUUCUACAACAAUGCACUAAAGUCUGAUAUCUAUUGAUAUUGAUAUUUAUAAAUAUAUAUACAGAAAAUACCGUAAUUUAAAUUGUUUUAUUAUAAAAAGAAGUCUUGUAACCCUCUCCCUUUUGUCCUAGCAAGCCAUUUAUGUAUAAAGGCUGUGCCAUUGGUCUAUUUCUGUGUACACAUACAGUGCGAUCAAUUCACUGGAAUUAAAGAACCAUUCUUGGACUCCCCAAAUGUUUAUCAGUCCAGUAUGUUUUCAGUGGGAGGGAAGCAACACAGGAGCAAGUAGAUGGUCAAACAUAUCACUGCACUUUGCUGCUUGGAACUACUUUUAUAUAGAAGCUUGGGCUUCGUGGGAGAGUACUGUUAUGUAAAGGUAUGGAGCAAUUUAAAUCAUGAGGCAUGGAUAUAUGGCUCCAGAAUAUAAAGCCAUUCCUAAUGCUGUGCAUUGUUUAGAGGAAAAUCCUAUUCAAAUCCAUAGAGUACUGAGAGGUGCAUAGUUGUAUCUCAGGGAUCUGUAGCCCUACGUCUAUUGCUGAACUUGAAUUUCCUGCAUCUUCAAACAGUCAUUGGGAUGCUGGGUUUUGGGGUUUAGCGUUAGCUGGAGAUCUAUAUGUUCUAGAACUCAGACCAGUUACAUAGCAUCCCUGGAUACUGGGACCUCUAGAUUAGGCUUCUGGGGUGUGUUGUCGUGUUAUUAGUAACUUAUUCCAGUAAAAAAAUGCUUGUAGAAAUUACUAGGAAUUGUCUGAGAUAAACUAUUACAUGGGCAUCUGUUGCCUUUUGAGAAGUUCCCAUGUUAGGUGGUGAUCAACUGCUUCUGUCAUAUUUACAGAUAUUCUUCUAGACUUUUCUCAGUUCCUGCCCUUAGCUCAUGGUGGCAAAUGUCACCUUUUAUCUUUCAGGGCACAUUUAUAAAAAGCUAGAGAUUCAUGCCUAAUAUGGGUAACGGUUUCCUCUUUAACGAACUCAAAUCGAAGUUUCAUCUUUCCAGCUCAGAUCUACUUAAAUACAACUCGCAGUCAAUUAGAAUUGGAUAUUUCAUUUUUGUGGUUUUUUGGUUUCUCCGUUUUUCUCAAGAUGUCACCUGAAAUAGCUUAAUGGAAUGCUGGGAUCCAGUGAAAUGACAAGUUCAAGUUUAAUGUUUGAGAUCAAACUUAAUCUGACAAAAACCCAUUGGAGAUCAGUCAGAUUCAAGGAAAUUCUAGAUUAGUAUCAUUCAGCAUGUGGCAGAUAACUCUUUCCUCCAUCUUUCUUUUUAGAUUCUGUUAUAAUCUUUAGGGGUUUGUUGUGUAGGCAGAAACACAUGUAACUGUAAUAUUGAGGUUAAAAUUUGUGCUUUCAAAUAUGUAAGGAUGUUGGUGUAGUUUCUUUUUUUCUGGAAGGGAGAAAUCCCCUUCAGCUUCGAGAUUCUGUUAUUUAGAGUGUGAGUGUUUCAGCUGCAUAAAUAUUUUGCCUUGAAUAAUUCUGUACAAGGACAGGGCGCCUCUCCUAGCACCCCAUUAUUAAGGUGUUUAUUUGGUUACAAUUAGAACAACCUUUUCAUUUGUAAUCCUUUUUAAGUAUUUGAUAGUUUAGCUCAGGAAUAAUUCUGCCUAUUGGUUUUGUUGCAGUUUUUUAGCAAGAAUUGGGGCUGGCAAAAUUUCCUCAAAGGUGCGUAGUAAUGUAUUUAUUAAAAUAUGUGGUUUGUAGUACAUCCAGAGGAAAGCAAAAUCAAUUACAAAUCAUUUAAAAAAUGUGCUGCGAGAAAUAGGGCCUGAAUCAUUUGUGCUGCAAAAAUCCCUCAGCCAACCAUAGAGCAGGAAAAAUAAGGAUUGAAUGGGCCAUUUCUUUCUGUGCUUGUCUCUUUGCCCUGUGAUCUGUCACCUGAUCCUGCUGUGGGUGGGGUGUCGACUUUUCACACUACUUUUCAAAGUCCCUAACUUCAAUGAUUACUUCUUGUAGGCUGUGAUUGUAUCCUUCACUUAAAGGGGACCUGUCACACAGACAUAAAAAGCUGUAUAAUAAAAGUCCUGUUCAAAUUAAACGUAAAACCCAAAUUCUUUUUUUAGAAGCACAUCCACACCCAUUAUAAAGGCAUUUAAAAUCAUAUAUUGCCUGCCCUGCCUCUAUACCUUGGGCAUAAAGUCGGGGCAGACAAUUACUUUCACUUUCCAUUCAGCACUUUGUAGAUGUCACUGCCCUCCUCACUUUUCCCCCCUCAUCACUGUCUUAUUGUGUAGCCUAGGCAUGGGCAUCGGGUGCACCAUUCUGGCACAUAAACAAGAUUUUGGCAUGAUGCAAAGCUUUCCUUACUAACAAAAUGGCCCCUGCCUGCUUGCUGCAGUUGUGUAAUUCCAAGACUGAAGGACACAAGAUUUAAAUAAUGUAUAUAGUGUAAGUGAAAUUUAUUAUACUUGACUAACCCAACAGAAAAGAAUUCAGAAUUUUUUCUUAGGGUGACAAGUCCCCUUUAACAUAAAAAGUAUAUCUAUAUAGUUUAAAAAAAAAAAAAAAAAAAAAAAAAAACUGUAAGCAAUAGCCCAGACAGUAAGCCAGUUGUCUGUAUACACAGCAUUUGCCUCUUAUCUGUAUUCUCCUGCUAUAAAUUGUUUCAGUCACUUUCUGCCCUUAAGGACAAUAUCAGACACAGGUAAUGUAAUGUUUCAUUAUGAUUAGAGUGCCCUGCAUUCAGAUUCUAGGCAAUCCAAAGCUUUUUUCGGGUGUUUUGUUUCCCGUGAGGGAAGAGAUUUCGCUUGAGAACACCUGUUGUAUUGCAAAGAUUCGGCAAGUCACUGCAAACGUCCUGUCUGCCAUUGCCCUGAGACCUCUGUGGAUGCGACUUGCUCCAAGGUGGUGAAGUUCAUGUUGGACACAGUGGUAAGAAUGCUUUCCUUUAUGGCUGAAGCCUUCGAAGCAAUGCCAUUUUCCAAAGAUUUUCACAGGGAGUUUCUCAGCUGCUAUUUUUUACUAUGCAGUGGCAGAAAUCUAAUAUUAAUAUUUAGAGUGAAAACUUAUUAAAUACAUCUAAAUGGUAUAAUAAAUAUAAAUUAGUGAAGAAGAGAGGAAUUGAGAAGUGUUACCCUUGGCAAUUUUUAUCAUUGAAAUGCCGCAAGUGAAAGUAUCACUAGUCUGCUGAUUCAUAGUGUUUCUCUUUAUUUUAGAUCACUCUGUUUAACUUUAGGUUCCCAAACCAAGAUACCAAGAUACUUCUAGAAGCCCAGCCUGAAGGGCAGUUAGGGUGAGAUAUGGAAUAAGCACUUAUUUUCUAUAUUAGAUAUUUAUCAAUCAAUGGCAGAUAAAUAGGUAUUUUUUCACGACGGUUACCUUAUGAGUGAAAGGAGGGGCCUGACCAUAUGUUGGUCCUUGAAAGGGGGAGCUUGAUAAGUUUUAAAUUAUAGAAAGAAAACACUGCUUAAGAGAAAUGUACUGCUGUUGUCUCCCCCACUAGCAUUUGCAUUAGAUUGAAGCCUUUUGCACAUGGCUGUCACUUGUACACACUCCCCCCCCCCCCCCCCCCAAGUUUGGGAUAGUCUCUUUCUAAACUAAAAUGACCCGUAUCAUAAGUCCUUUCAGCCUUGAACCUGGCACUGUGUAACUCCUAAAUGUUAAACUGUAUAUUGAUCUAAAGUGAGUGUAAUGUGAGACUGAUAAACUAUAUAUUUUUCUUUCUAGAAAUGCUGUAGAAACAGUUAAUCUCUUUAUGUGAAAGCUUCUACUGUAAGUGGGUAAUAUCAGAUGUGAUUCUAGAUAAGUAUAAGUUAUUAGGUCUAAUUUAAAUGGAGCGUGUAAACUACAGAAGCAUUGAAUCCAACACCUUGCAGUGAAAUGUGAGAAUAGAACUAAAACAGAUCUUAACCCUUUGGUUUUUGGAAUUCCACAAAUUCUCAUGGGUAGCUGUGUAGGUCUGGGUUACAACAUUAUCCCCAUGUGUAAUAAAAGGCAGUAGGUUUGCCCAGCAGUAACCCAUAGCAACCAAUAAGAUGUGUGCUUUCAAACAGGUGACUGGUAGAUUCUACCUGUUGAUGGGUUUACCGUUACAGGGAUAUCUUAGUGCCUUUUAUUACAUAACUCCAUAUAAGUUUAGUGUAGAGGUGUUCAGAGAUAAAUUAUUAACAUUGGGCAAAUUUGCCCGUGGGCAGUAAGCCAUGGCAACCAAUCAAAUUGUCACAUUCAUUGUUCUGCCUGCAGCUGGCUAAAUAAUAAAUUGUCACUGAUUGGUUAGAUGGCUAUGAGCUACUGCCCACAAAGAGAUUUGCCCAGUAUUGAUUGAGCUGGGUUCAUUAAAUUCUGUGUUAAAUAAUGUAACAACAGGGAUAUCAUGCGCAAAGCCUUGCAAUUCUGAUAUUCCUAUGGCUGAAACCUAACCCUGUUACUCUCUGCAAGAUAAUUCACAGCAGUUUGAGGGCCCUUGGCAUUUAAAGCUGCCGGCAUUCUCUAGUCCGACAAUGUCUAUAUGGGCUGGCGGUUGGCAUGAUCCUGCAGGCUAUAGUAUGAGCCCUACUUAACAGCCUUGAAUAAUAAUGGAGGCCUCUAUUAGAUGUGAUGCUGCCAUGGUCAGUCAUUCAUAGAAACUUGCUAUUAUCACUUUAAAUGACGUAAUCAUACUGUUGGGUUUAUAAAAGUGUAAGCCUACAUGGUUCCAGCAGGCAGCACUUAUGUCUUACAAGGCUAAUAACUCCCCGGCUGCCUAAGUCCUGCUGCCUUCCUGUUGGAAGGUUCUGUAUAUGAAGGUUUCUUGCCGCAAAUAUUGUUUAAUGCAUGUUUGUUAAAUGGAAGUAAAGGUAGUUUGACAGAUUUGGAUAAGCUAGUGGGCAAGCAGCAUGGCUUUAUCCUAACCUGGUUGCUUCUGCCUCCAUACUGUAUUUCACUUUAGCCAAACUUGAAUAUAACUCCUGUAACUUUUCUUUCCAUUACAACUUGCUACAAUAUAUGUGUUUUUCUAAACACUCAAUCUGCCUUCUGGUUAUGCAAGAGACUCCUUCAUUUGGCCUUAGUCAUUUUUUUUUUUGUUUAAUAUGAUGUUGCUGCCUGGCAAUAUACAGGUUCUGUACAUACCUACAACUUAGUUACAGGUAGUCUGUAUUUAAACUUCUUGCCAUAUUGCUUUAUUCAGUGCAAUUAUCUAUUUAUUCGUCUAUCCAACGCUUAGAAAACGUUUUGUGAAAAGCUGCUCGUAAGGUUGGAGAGCUGUGCGCACGGAGUGCCAUUUCCUUCCGACCUUCUCAAGGGGUUUUUGUUGUUUUGUUUGUUUUUUUUUUUUUUAAAUAUGGCUUCCCAGCUCCAAAACUGAUAUGGUAUAUAUAUAUAUGUAUAGUUUUAAAUAAAGAAAAAAAUCUAUAAUUCAGGUAAAAUAAUGUUAUAUGACAAAGCUAAGAAUAGAAUUGAGCUAUUUAUACAUGGUUGGUGGGAGAGUGGAUGAGACGUCCACUGCAGGAAAAGAAAAAAAAAUCAUUGUUGUUUGGGGUGUUGCUCUUUGCAGGUUCCAAAUCAACUUACAGGGUUCCUACCAGCAAAAGUACAAAAAACAAAUCCACCUAUGGUUACAUUUAUGUGUGUGUCUGCGUGUUCUUGGAAAAACAAGCUGUAAAUAUUGUAGUUGUCUAAAAUUCAAGAAUUUUUUUCCAGUGUGUUGCAUUAUAAAGAUACAGUAUUGUCAGUGGGAAACACUGAGAAAUAAACUGAUUUUUUCCAUU
Molecule: messenger RNA, 13461 nt
Organism: Xenopus tropicalis (tropical clawed frog)
Lineage: Eukaryota; Metazoa; Chordata; Amphibia; Anura; Pipidae
Gene: pcnx1
Product: pecanex 1
Exons: 36
Coding region: 277-7302 (2341 amino acids)
Cellular component (GO): membrane
Source: RefSeq, a predicted model, not a curated record